Molecule: messenger RNA, 2437 nt
Organism: Populus trichocarpa (black cottonwood)
Lineage: Eukaryota; Viridiplantae; Streptophyta; Magnoliopsida; Malpighiales; Salicaceae
Product: protein SIEVE ELEMENT OCCLUSION B
Exons: 7
Coding region: 87-2207 (706 amino acids)
Biological process (GO): phloem development
Source: RefSeq, a predicted model, not a curated record
CUAACCAAAUCCAUACCAACACAAGCUGUUCGCUCCUCUCUCUUUCCCUCUUAGAAUUUGAUUCUAUAUAGUUUUCUUUGACCUCGAUGGCAGUGGUACCUCAAAAGAUGAGGCGUGAACGCAGUAUGUUUUCAUCAUCUGAUGACACUGCAAUGAUGAAGCAAAUUCAGGCCACUCAUGCUCCUGAUGGCCGUGAAUUUCCAGUGAAGCCUCUUCUUCAUAUUGUUGAGGACAUUUUCCUCCGUGCCACUCCUGCCCUGGGCAUGACCAGCAUUGUUCAGCAGCAGGGAGCUCAUCAAGCACAACUUGAUGAAUUGGAAGAGAAGGCUCUUCAAAAUGGCUUUCAUGAAACGAUCGAGAUGCUGUCUUACAAUAUCAACAAGAUUUCCUGCGAGAUGUCCUGCAAGUGUUCUGGAGGUGGAGAUGCACAUGCAACAACUUUGGCAAUAUUCAACUUGGUAUCAAACUACUCGUGGGACGAAAAGGUGGUGCUAGCGUUAGCUGGAUUUGCCGUGAACUAUGGGGAGUUUUGGCUUGUCGCCCAGCUUUACCUUACAAACCCACUAGCUAAAGCGGUUGCACUUCUGAAGCAACUGCCGGAUAUAAUUGAACGAGCUGACAAUCUGAAGCCCAAGUUUGAGGCCCUUACAAGCCUUAUCAAGGCCAUGAUGGAUGUGGCCAAAUGCAUAGUUGAGUUCAAGGAGCUUCCGUCUCAAUACAUCACCCCUGACACUCCAGAAAUGUUAACUGCCACUGCGCAUAUCCCCACUGCUGUUUACUGGACCAUCAGGAGUAUUGUGGCUUGCGCGUCACAAAUUAUGGGCCUUAUUGGCAUGGGUCAUGAGUACAUAGCAUCCACAACAGAGGCUUGGGAGCUAUCAAGCUUGGCCCACAAGGUUAAUAACAUUCACAGCCAUCUCAUGAAGCAGCUCACUCUUUGUUUACAGCACAUAGAUGAGAAAAGACAUAUUGAAGCAUUUCAAACACUAGUGAGCCUGUUCGAAGCUUUCCACAUUGACAACAUGAAGAUUCUAAAGGCUUUGAUUUAUGCCAAGGACGAUCAACUGCCACUCUUUGAUGGUUCCACCAAGAAAAGGGCAAGCCUUGAUGUGUUGAGAAGGAGGAGUGUGUUGCUGCUGAUUUCGGACCUCGAAAUCUCCCACGAAGAGCUUUCAAUGCUGCAACAAAUGUACAGUGAGGCGCGGGAGCAACCAGGAAGACCAGAGAGCCAGUAUGAGGUUGUAUGGCUCCCAGUUGUGGACAGAUCAUCCCCGUGGAGUGAAACUAAGCAAAAGCUGUUUGAGGAUUUUCAAAGGAUUAUGCCAUGGUACUCUGUCUAUCACCCUUCAUUGCUAGAUGUUGCAGUCAUCAGGUACAUCAAAGAGGUGUGGCACUUCAACAAGAGGCCCUUGCUUGUGGUUUUGGAUCCACAAGGGAGAGUAGUCAACCCCAAUGCAAUCCACAUGAUGUGGAUUUGGGGAAGCCUGGCUUUCCCUUUCACCAGCUUAAAAGAGGAAGCACUCUGGAAAGAAGAAACCUGGAAAAUCGAGCUAUUGGCAGAUAGCAUUGAUCCAAUGAUCUUGUCUUGGAUAGAUCAAGGGAAGUACAUAUGCUUGUAUGGUGGGGAGGACAUGGAGUGGAUCCGUAAAUUCACCGUUACUGCAAAAGAUGUUGCGAGCAGGGCCGGUAUAACGUUAGAAAUGCUCUAUGUAGGGAAGAGCAACCCCAGGGAGAAAGUUAGGAAAAAUAACUCUAUUAUUACGACCGAGAAACUUAGCCAUGUAUUGCCAGACCUCACUUUGAUCUGGUUCUUUUGGGUGAGGCUGGAGAGCAUGUGGCAUUCCAAGGUGCAACACAAGAGGACUGUAGAGAAUGAUGCCAUCAUGCAGGAGAUAAUGACAAUGCUCAGCUUCGAUGGAAGUGAUCAAGGAUGGGCUGUGAUCAGCAGGGGACCUGCUGAUAUGGCCAAGGCAAAGGGAGAAACCAUAUUGAAAUCUUUUGCUGACUUUGAGAUAUGGAAGGAGGGUGCACAGGAAAAGGGUUUUCUGCCUGCACUGAUUGAUCACCUCCAUGAACUCCAUACCCCAUUCCACUGCAACCGUCUGAUACUGCCAGGGGCUACAGGGAGCAUCCCAGAGAGGGUUGUUUGUGCUGAAUGCGGCCGUCCCAUGGAGAAGUUCAUCAUGUAUCGUUGCUGUACCGAUUGAGCUUAUUACCAGUAAUACGGUAUGCUAUUUACGUUUUAAAUCACUAUCUAUUUCAGUAAAAACCAAGGCAGACACGGCCACUGUCGCUGCCGCUACUAUCUGUGAUGAUGCAUAAUCAGCUCUGGUGUGGAAUAUGUCGAGGCUUUUCUACUACUACAUGUUAUUUGUAUUGUAAUAUGAUGCUUAUAAUUAAUGAAAGGUGUUUGCAGUACCAUUUCUAGUUUCUACAA